Penicillium brasilianum is the source of this 1020-nucleotide messenger RNA. NCBI's taxonomy places the organism in Eukaryota, Fungi, Ascomycota, Eurotiomycetes, Eurotiales, Aspergillaceae. The record is from the annotation of a GenBank genome assembly.
GCCCAUCGCCCAUCGCCCAUCGCCCAUCGCCCAUCAUGCGUCUCUCAAAACUCUCGUUCCUCGUCCAGGCGCUGCUCCUGACUGCAGUUGCGGCUCAAAGCGCGGACGCUACCAACGUCCUCAGCGAUCUUACCAGCGGAUCCUCAUCCUCCGGCAGCUCAUCUUCCGAGUCAACUGCUGCUCCUACCAGCUCAUCUUCCACCACAUCGUCAACUUCCUCUACUUCGGAGGCUCCCAGCACCACCACCACGCACACGACAUCCACCACCUCUUCUUCUUCUUCUACUACUACUACUCCUUCUGCCGAGGCUCCAUCAACGACCUCCUCAACUCCUUCGACUACCUCAUCGAAGGAUUCCUCCACUACCAGUGUUGCCGACCAGACUACCGCAGCGGAUACCACUUCUGCCACUCCGACUCUCGUUGUCAAGACGAUCACCUCCGAGGUGACCAUUAGCGGUACGACCAAGGCCACUGUUAUGCUCUCUACUUCCACUCAGGCUGCUCAGACCACCUCUGCUUCUCUCAAUGGAAGCAGCAGCUCUUCCAGCAGUGGUAUCUCUUCCUCGGACAAGAAGAUCAUCAUCGGUGUCGUGGUAGGUGUCGGUGGUGCCAUUCUCCUCGGUGUUUUGGGUGUUGUCUUCUGGCGCAUCCAGAAGAAGCGCAACGAGGCGUACAACGAUGAAGAUGAUGAUCUGAUGGGUGGUACCGCCGUCGGCAGCGGUCCUCGUGAGAAGGCCCCUAGCCCGUCCCAGGGUGGUACCCCCUUCAAGAACACACUCGACCAGUACCACAACCCGGGUCCUGUUAACGCUGCAUCCAACUUCUAAGUGAUGCCCAAACCGUUCUCAUUCUGGUCUGUAUAACGGCUAGAUUGAAGCAGUGCUUUGGUGCGACAACUUCAGUCGCAGUGUAAAAAGUUCCCAUUUCUUGUGUACGAUCAUCAUGCAAUUCUCCUCAGGCGCAAUGGGCUGGUCAGGCGAAGGUCACGACUUCUUUUUUUUUUUUUUCUUCUUCUUU